CGGGGGCGGGCGGGCGGCUGGACGGCGGCCGGACCCUGAUCUGAAGCCGGAGCGGCGGCGGCCGCGAAGCACGGGCGCCAGCAUAAUAGGAUGAGGCAGCCAGCGGAUCCGGGAGCCUGAGCCCUUGUGAAGUGGCAAUGACAAGUCUGAAUGGUCGCCAUGCUGAGAAAACCAUUGACAUGCCAAAACCAUCAGCCCCCAAAGUGCACGUGCAGAGGUCCGUGUCCCGAGACACCAUUGCCAUUCACUACUCAGCAUCUGGGGAGGAGGAGGAGGAAGAGGAGGAGGAGUUCAGGGAGUACUUUGAGGAGGGGCUGGACGACCAAAGCAUUGUAACUGGGCUCGAGGCCAAGGAAGACCUGUAUCUUGAGCCCCAUGGUGGCCAUGACCCCGCUGGCCCUGCUGCCUCACCCAUACUGGCAGAUGGACUGCCCGUGUCCGAGAACACUGUAAAGCUGCUGGAGUCCCCUCCUCUGGCAGCGCAAGUAUUAAGUACAGUGCCAUUGACUUUGUCCCCAGGGUCGUCUUCAUCGGGGCCCUUAGCUAGCUCUCCCAGUGUGUCAUCCCUCUCUGAGCAGAAAACCAGUUCUUCCUCCCCCUUGUCCUCUCCUUCCAAGUCUCCUCCUGUGCUCUCAUCCAGUGCCUCAUCCUCCGCCCUUUCCAGCGCAAAACCCUUCAUGAGCCUUGUGAAAUCCCUGUCGAUCGAGGUGGAGCCAAAAGAAUCCCUACACCCCCCAAGGCACAGGCACUUGAUGAAGACAUUAGUCAAGUCUCUGUCCACAGACACUUCAAGGCAGGAGUCGGAUACUGUGUCCUAUAAGCCACCUGACUCCAAACUGAAUUUGCACCUGUUCAAGCAGUUCACACAGCCACGAAACACAAGUGGAGAUUCCAAAACUGCACCUUCUUCCCCACUGACUUCUCCCUCUGAUACUCGCUCCUUUUUUAAAGUGCCCGAAAUGGAGGCUAAAAUUGAAGACACUAAACGACGCCUUUCAGAAGUCAUAUAUGAGCCUUUUCAGCUCCUUAGUAAAAUUAUGGGGGAAGAAAGUGGCAGCCAUAGGCCCAAAGCCUUAUCUUCAAGUGCUUCAGAACUCUCCAAUAUGUCCAGCUUGAACGGACACUUGGAAAGCAAUAACAACUACAGCAUCAAGGAGGAGGAGUGUGAUUCUGAGGGCGAUGGCUACGGAAGCGAUUCCAGCAUCCCCAGAAGUGACCAGCCGAAGUCCACCGAUGAGCCCACCAGAGAGGGAGAGCUGAAGAGCUCCCAGGUGAGCAAUCUGAAAGAUUUAGGCCCGAAGACAAGUUCUCUAGUUCUUGAGAAAUGUUCUUUGUCUGCCUUGGUGAGCAAAGAAGAUGAAGAGUUUUGUGAACUGUACACUGAGGACUUUGACUUGGAGAUGGAGGGGGAGAGUAAGGUUGAUAAGCCCCCAGAUCUCCCUCUCAAGCCAGAGGUUCUUGCCAAUGAUGGUACAGCUGUAGACAGUGACUACGAGGCAGACUCAGCCGUGCAGCACCAGGAAUUACCAGUGAAGACGUUGGGCUUCUUUAUACUGUGUGUCUAUGCAUACCUCAUCCUCCCCCUCCCCCACUAUGUGAGUGGACUCUUUCUGGGAAUCGGCCUUGGAUUCAUGACUGCAGUUUUCAUGAUUUGGUUUUUUACACCACCAAGUGCUCAUAAAUAUCACAAGUUACUUAAAAAUCUGCAGCACUGGAACACAAAAUCUCUGGAUAUUAAAGAACCUGAAAUACUUAAGGGAUGGAUGAAUGAGAUUUACAGCUAUGAUCCAGAAACUUACCAUGCGACUUUGACACAUUCAGUCUUUGUUCGACUCGAGGGCAGAAUCUUAAGACUUUCAAAGCCCAAUAAGAAUAUAUCCAGGAGGGCAAGCUACAAUGAAACCAAGCCAGAGGUUACCUACAUCAGUCAGAAAAUCUAUGACCUCACGGACAGCAAGAUUUACCUUGUACCUAAAAGUUUGGCUCGAAAACGAGUCUGGAAUAAAAAGUACCCCAUUUGUAUCGAGCUUGGUCGUCAAGAAGACUUUAUGUCUAAGGCUCAGACUGAUAAGGAGACUGUGGAAGAAAAGCUACCGGCUGAGGGAAGCGAGGACCCUAAGAAGCCACCUGUCCCCCAAGAGGGAACAAGAUAUGGCCAGCGAGAUCAGAUAUUGUAUCUCUUUGGGAGAACUGGCCGAGAAAAAGAGGAGUGGUUUAGGAGAUUUAUUCUGGCAUCUAAACUGAAGUCGGAAAUACAGAAGCCACCUAAUGUCUCUGGAAGUAAACCAGGACUUUUGCCUGCACACAGCAGACACAGCAGUCCCUCAGGGCACCUGACCCAUAGCCGCAGCAGCAGCAAAGGGAGCGUGGAGGAGAUCAUGUCCCAGCCCAAGCAGAAGGAGCUGGUGGGCAGUGUGCGGCAGAAGAUGCUUCUAGACUACAGCGUGUACAUGGGGAGGUGUGUCCCCCAGGAAAACCGAAGCCCCCAGAGAAGUCCCGUGCAGAGUGCGGAGAGCAGCCCCACGGCUGGGAAGAAGUUGCCAGAGGCUCUACCCUCUGAGGAAGAAGAACAGGAAGCCUGGGUGAAUGCCUUGCUUGGAAGAAUAUUUUGGGACUUCUUAGGAGAGAAAUACUGGUCUGAUCUAGUGUCUAAAAAGAUCCAAAUGAAACUCAGCAAAAUAAAGCUCCCCUACUUUAUGAAUGAGCUAACUCUGACGGAACUUGACAUGGGGGUGGCUGUGCCAAAAAUCCUUCAGGCCUUCAAGCCUUAUGUUGAUCACCAAGGACUCUGGAUCGAUUUGGAAAUGUCCUACAAUGGGUCCUUUCUGAUGACUCUCGAGACCAAAAUGAAUUUGACCAAACUAGGUAAAGAGCCUCUUGUUGAAGCCCUGAAGGUUGGAGAAAUUGGCAAAGAAGGUUGCAGGCCGAGGGCAUACUGUCUGGCCGACAGCGAUGAGGAGUCCUCCAGCGCGGGCUCCUCCGAUGAAGACGACGCCCCAGAGCCCAGUGCAGGAGACAAGCAGCUCCUCCCAGGGGCUGAAAGUUACGUGGGAGGUCAUCGAACAAGUAAGAUUAUGAGGUUUGUUGAUAAAAUUACCAAGUCAAAAUAUUUCCAAAAAGCAACGGAGACAGAGUUCAUUAAAAAGAAGAUUGAAGAAGUCUCCAAUACACCCCUGCUGCUAACUGUUGAGGUACAAGAAUGUAAAGGAACCUUGGCGGUCAACAUCCCACCACCCCCGACUGACCGAAUAUGGUACGGUUUCCGGAAGCCACCAUAUGUGGAGCUGAAAGCUCGGCCAAAACUUGGAGAGAGAGAAGUGACUUUAGUUCAUGUGACAGACUGGAUAGAGAAGAAACUGGAGCAAGAGUUUCAGAAAGUUUUUGUCAUGCCAAACAUGGACGAUGUUUAUAUCCCUAUAAUGCACUCAGCCAUGGACCCUCGCUCCACUUCCUGCCUCCUGAAAGACCAACUCGUGGAGGCUGCUGAUCAGCCAUGAUGGGUGGAGAUCAGACAUUCCCGGUAUCAUGAGAUCUUGCUUGAGGUGUGGGGUUCUUGGCUGCCAUCUGUGCUGUAGCACUGGCUUCUAUUUGUGCCACAGCUGUUUCUUAAAGGACUGCUUCUACCCUCUGCCUGCCAGUGCCCAUUCCACUGUGAGGUGUCAUUCCCCGCAUCCAGUGACAGGUAUGUGGACUGCCUGCCGCAAAGCUUUGACUCAGCAGAGGAGACUGUGGGAGAAUCAUUACGGUGGAUCCAGAAGUACAGGUGACUCACACCGUGGCUUUUUUAAGUGUACCAGUUGUUGUGGCAGCAGGUGAGCACAUUAAGAGCAAAGCUGUAAAACUGGAAGGCUUCCCUUUGCCUCCUCGACUCCAAAGCUUUUCCUCAAGCAGCUGGUGCACAAUGGAACAUUUUUUUCACUUCUACAUUUUGUACAUGAUUGCAGCCCUCCACACUCCCAGAGAAUGUCAACACAGGAACUUGUAUUGAGGGUGGGGAGUGGAAUUUCAUGAGCCAUUUCAUUGGUGGUAAAGAGGCAUAGCAACAUACUUUUUUUCAUAUUAAACUGUGCAUUUUGGAAGCGUGUAGCCAUAGAAUAUACACACACACGUUAACACACUAUCUGGGGUGGGGACAGUAAGACUUUUAUGAAUAUUAGGUAAAGCCAUGAGAUCAAACCUUUUACCAAUGAGAUACAAUCACCUGGUUUCUAACUAAUCCUGAAUGUUCUCUAGACAUGAGCCUAUCUGAAAAUGAGUUCAACACUGCACAUAAUGACUGGAUUGUUCUCUCCUGUAGAUGGGGUGGGGCCAGAAAGCCAGAGCCACAGUCUUUCCAUCUGCCGCUUCCUGUGUGCUCCAGGGAGUUUCAUAUAGGAAUUUAAAUGCUUUGCUAAUCUAAUUGGUUUGGGAUAGUUUUGUGGGCAGUUUCCUUUUCUGGUCGCCAAAAUGGGUAACUAUUCUCUAAUUACUGCAAGAGUCAAGAUCAAAAGUUUGCUCAACAUCGAACACUACAUAUCUCAAAAUUAAUUUGACCUUUAUUUAAUGUUGCCAACUUAAUUUUCUGCAUUUGUGUCAGAAAUGUUUCAUUUACAAAUUUGGGGGCUAAUUGUAUAAUUUGCUUUGAGGAGUAAACUUAAUACAAUUUUUUAUUGUUUAAAGCUGCAUUCAAUGUCAAAAUUACCUUGGGUAACUUUGGAUAACUUAAAUGUGUGGACAAAGCUAACUGUGGUUUUUAUUUUUUUUUAAAAGAUGACCGCUAAGGGGAUCUUAACACUUGACUUGGUGUUGUCAGCACCACACUCUUCCAAGUGAGCGAACCGGCCAUCCCUAUAGAGAUCCGAACCCGUGGCCUUGGUGUUAUCAGCAGCACACUCUCCCGAGUGAGCCACGGGCCGGUCCCUAAUUGUGGUUUUUAAACAGCACCUCGCCUGAACAUAACUUUAAAGAAAUUAAUAUAUUGAAAAAACGUUAUUUGAACCCUUAUCUGAUUAUUUUAAUUGCACCAUUAAAACACUUGACUUAAUUUCUCCAUUCCAGUUAGUGUACUGUUCUAAUUUCUCAUUGUGUGGGCCCAUUUGCCUGUCAGAGUCCGCAUGUCUUGUUCACUGGUCUUUAUAUUUUUUGUGCAAUAACUAAAGGUAAAGGACUAGAUUCACUACUGUGUAAAGAGAUCACACCCAAUUGUACCCUAUUGCACUUCAUCAAUUAGAAUGUGGGGAUUUACAAUAGCUUGCAUUGUUUCACAAAAUAAAUCUCAUGUCAAAUACCAGAUAA
This is a messenger RNA of Cynocephalus volans (Philippine flying lemur), 5274 nucleotides long. RefSeq names its product testis expressed 2 (gene TEX2). Gene Ontology annotation, cellular component: endoplasmic reticulum. The transcript is spliced from 12 exons. Bases 138 to 3497 code for a protein of 1119 amino acids. The record is from RefSeq and is a predicted model, not a curated record. Lineage: Eukaryota; Metazoa; Chordata; Mammalia; Dermoptera; Cynocephalidae. Gene Ontology annotation, molecular function: lipid binding.